AUGUUGACAGGAAUCGCCCACGUGAACCUGACGGUUCCUUCGAACACUCUCGAUGAGGCAGAAGCAUUCUACAGCAACACUCUUGGUAUGCAACGCGUACCAGUCCCCGUACUGCAGAAGGAUAGACUUGCAUGGUUCGACAUCACACCCAACGGGCAACAAGUUCACAUCGCCUUUGGCCCCCAAAACGAAGAGUCAUCCCGCCAUCCGUGUUUUCGUGUAGAGUCGCAAGAAGCAUUGUUGAAGCUUCAAAAUCGCGUCUUUGAGCACUACCAAGCUGGCGGUCCAGGAGCUCCAAAAGCGGCUGAUCAACCUGGAGCGGCCAACUCAGGCUCAAAAGGUGUAGAAUACCCCAGCCGCUUUUUCGCAAGAGAUUAUGCUGGAAACCGUCUCGAAUUCAGCUUGUAA
Messenger RNA from Aureobasidium subglaciale EXF-2481, 408 nucleotides. RefSeq lists its product as uncharacterized. NCBI's taxonomy places the organism in Eukaryota, Fungi, Ascomycota, Dothideomycetes, Dothideales, Saccotheciaceae. Bases 1 to 408 code for a protein of 135 amino acids. The record is from RefSeq and is a predicted model, not a curated record. The transcript has 3 exons.